CGUCCCCAACUGCUUCAAGGGUUUAGAAUCAAAGAAAAACCCUAACACCUCCUCAUUUUCCAUUUCUUUCAAUCUCGAAAUGAUCCAUUAACCAAUCAACCAAACAAACAAAUGAUCCCAAAAUCAUGGUCCCGUCUUCUCCUCUAUCAAUCCCUAAAAAAACCAAGAAAGCCACCUAUUCCUCAACUUUCCCGGGAAAUCUCAACUUUCCCACACUUUCCCACUCCCCAAACACUACCACUUCUCAACUCAUCUAUAUCCCAUUUCUCCACAUUCCGGGCCCCCUCCAACCGCGCCGUUCAAGACCUCCUGGCAGAGCUCGAACGCGAAAAACAGCGAGAAAGAGAGGCGAAAAAACGAGCUGGACUUGAUGCCAAGGAAAUUGAUCAAGAAGAUGAAGAGGAUUAUUUGGGCAUUGGCCCAAUUAUUGAGAAAUUAGAGAAGGACAAGCUCAAGCCUGAUAAAGGGCAACCCAACGAGCCUCCGGAUUCGGACAGUGAGGCGGAUGAUGAAUGGUUUGGUAGAGAAGCUUCGAAAAAGAAAUUUGAUCUGUUUAAGAAGAAACACGAGCGGCAUAAAGAGUUUCUUGACAAUUUUGUUGCUUCUGAGACACUUGACGAUGCGUUCAAAUGGAUGAAUAAAAUCGACAAGUUUGAAGAUAAGCAUUUUAAGCUUAGACCUGAAUAUAGGGUUAUUGGUGAGUUGAUGAAUCGUUUAAAAGUAGCCGAAGGGAAAGAAAAGUUUAUUCUUCAGCAUAAGUUGAAUAGGGCAAUGAGGUUGGUUGAAUGGAAGGAGGCUUAUGAUCCUAAUAAUCCGGCUAAUUAUGGAAUUUUUCAGCAUGCGAAAGCUGGGUUUAAUGUUGAUAUUAUGGAUAAUGCUGGAUUUGAAAAAGAGAAACAGAUGAUACAAGGUGAGGAUGAUGACGAUGAUGUGGAGGAGUUUGAUGACAUGAAGGAAAGAGAUGAUAUUUUGAUAGAGAAGCUUAAUGCUAUUGAUAAGAAACUUGAGGAGAAGUUGGCUGAUUUAGAUCAUACCUUUGGAAAGAAGGGGAAGCUUCUGGAGGAGGAGAUUAGAGGUCUUGCAGAGGAUAGGAAUUCCUUGACCGAAAAGAAAAGAAGGCCAAUGUUUCGGAAGGGCUUCGAUAUCAAAUUGAUAGAUGUCAAUCGAACUUGUAAAGUUACAAAGGGUGGACAAGUGAUCAAGUACUCUGUUAUUUUAGCUUGUGGAAAUUAUCAUGGUGUUGUUGGUUAUGCUAAAGCUAGAGGCCCAGCUGUUCCAGUGGCUAUGCAAAAGGCACGUGAGAAAUGCUUUCAAAAUCUCCACUAUGUAGAACGGCAUGAGGAGCACACUAUUCCACACGCAAUACAAACAACUUAUAAGAAAACCAAGGUGUAUCUCUGGCCGGCCUCAACAAGAACGGGCGUGACAGCAGGGAAAAAAAUUGUCGAAACCAUUUUGAGUUUGACUGGUUUUAAAAAUAUCAAAUCUAAGGUCAUCGGCUCUAGGAAUCCUUAUAACACUGUUAAAGCUAUUUUUAAAGCUUUGAAUUCUAUUGAAACUCCGAAGGAUGUUCAGGAGAAGUUCGGCAGGGCUGUAGUUGAGAAGCACUUGCUGUGAUGACACCAUGCUUUCUUGGUACUUUAAUACUCAUUUGCAAAAUAGAGGAGGAAACUUUUUUAUUUUUCAAUUCUCCUUUUGAUUUUUUCCUACAUUUGAUUCCUUUUCUUUUCUGAACAAGGUAUAUUUGGUACCGUCAUCACCGCUCCCUCAGCUUUUUGCUUUUCUCAGCCUUCAUUUAAAGAAUACAACUGGUUUAGUUUAGAAUUGUUGUAGCAGUAUACAGUAGUAUUUACAAUGGGUGCAAAAGUAUUUUGCUCAUCACAAGAAAUAAUAGAUGGUUUUUUUCCAA
This is a messenger RNA of Mercurialis annua (annual mercury), 1909 nucleotides long. RefSeq lists its product as uncharacterized. The coding region runs from base 112 to 1617 and encodes 501 amino acids. Gene Ontology annotation, molecular function: RNA binding; structural constituent of ribosome. Gene Ontology annotation, cellular component: mitochondrial small ribosomal subunit; ribosome. Lineage: Eukaryota; Viridiplantae; Streptophyta; Magnoliopsida; Malpighiales; Euphorbiaceae. Gene Ontology annotation, biological process: translation. The transcript is spliced from 8 exons. The record is from RefSeq and is a predicted model, not a curated record.